Messenger RNA from Closterium sp. Yama58-4, 399 nucleotides. The record is from the annotation of a GenBank genome assembly. NCBI's taxonomy places the organism in Eukaryota, Viridiplantae, Streptophyta, Zygnematophyceae, Desmidiales, Closteriaceae.
AUGGUUCUGCUCAAAGUCAAGUUCACGGAUUGCUUUGUAGAGAUUGCCAAGCUCGUGCAGCAAUGUAAGCACAACCAUUACAAGGACGCAGCACUACAAGCAGAAUCGGAAGACGUUCUAAGAUUGACGCACAGGGAAGGCAAGGAGUGGGUGGUUCUCAGUGUAGGGCCGUCAGGCAAGCCAAGUCCGUGGGAGGGCAACUGCAGCGACGCCAUUCCCGCCACCCUAAUAAGCGGGCAGGCGCUCAUAGGGGCGCUGACAUCGGGGGUCAUUCCGCCCCCAGACAACCCCUCCAUCCCCCUCUCACUGCCCUCGCUGCCGUACCUGCGAGUGGAGUACGUCAAGGUCUCUCAGGACUCGCUCGGCCUCGCCAUGGCUGAAGGCGUCGCCACCAUAUAG